Molecule: messenger RNA, 1914 nt
Organism: Cariama cristata (Red-legged seriema)
Lineage: Eukaryota; Metazoa; Chordata; Aves; Cariamiformes; Cariamidae
Product: regulating synaptic membrane exocytosis protein 2
Exons: 18
Biological process (GO): regulation of synaptic plasticity; calcium ion-regulated exocytosis of neurotransmitter; positive regulation of synaptic transmission
Cellular component (GO): presynaptic membrane; cytoskeleton of presynaptic active zone
Molecular function (GO): small GTPase binding; transmembrane transporter binding
Source: RefSeq, a predicted model, not a curated record
AUGGAUUACAACUGGUUGGAUCAUACGUCUUGGCAUAGCAGUGAGGCAUCCCCAAUGUCUUUGCAUCCAGUAACUUGGCAACCAUCCAAAGAUGGAGACCGUCUCAUUGGUCGAAUUUUGUUAAAUAAACGACUAAAAGAUGGAAGUGUGCCUAGAGACUCAGGAGCAAUGCUUGGAUUGAAGGUAGUAGGAGGAAAAAUGACUGAAUCAGGUCGACUCUGCGCAUUUAUCACCAAAGUUAAAAAAGGAAGCUUAGCUGAUACAGUGGGGCAUCUUAGACCAGGUGAUGAAGUAUUAGAAUGGAAUGGAAGGCUACUACAAGGAGCCACCUUUGAGGAGGUAUAUAACAUCAUUUUAGAAUCCAAACCUGAGCCACAAGUGGAGCUUGUCGUUUCAAGACCAAUAGGGGACAUUCCCAGAAUACCUGACAGCACACAUGCACAGCUGGAGUCCAGUUCUAGUUCAUUUGAAUCUCAAAAAAUGGACCGACCUUCAAUUUCAGUGACUUCUCCUAUGAGUCCUGGCAUGUUAAGGGAUGUUCCACAGUUCUUGUCUGGACAACUUUCAAGCCAAAGCCUUAGUAGAAGAACAACGCCUUUUGUUCCUAGGGUUCAGAUAAAACUGUGGUAUGACAAGGUUGGUCAUCAGUUAAUAGUGACAAUAUUGGGAGCAAAGGAUCUUCCUUCAAGGGAAGAUGGGAGGCCAAGGAAUCCUUAUGUUAAAAUUUACUUUCUUCCAGACAGAAGUGAUAAAAAUAAAAGAAGAACAAAAACAGUAAAGAAAACAUUGGAACCUAAGUGGAAUCAGACGUUCAUUUAUUCUCCAGUUCAUCGGAGAGAGUUUAGAGAAAGAAUGUUAGAAAUUACUCUUUGGGACCAAGCACGAGUUCGAGAGGAAGAAAGUGAAUUUUUAGGAGAGAUUCUUAUUGAGUUAGAGACAGCGUUACUGGAUGAUGAACCUCACUGGUACAAACUUCAAACGCAUGAUGUCUCUUCAUUGCCACUUCCCCAUCCCUCACCAUAUAUGCCACGCAGGCAACUCCAUGGCGAGAGUCCCACACGGAGGUUACAAAGGUCCAAAAGAAUCAGUGACAGUGAAGUCUCUGAUUAUGACUGUGAUGAUGGAAUUGGUGUUGUUUCAGAUUAUCGACAUAAUGGGAGAGAUCUUCAAAGUUCAACGCUAUCAGUGCCAGAACAAGUUAUGUCAUCUAAUCAUUGCUCUCGAUCAGGGUCCCCUCACCGUGGAGAUAGUAUAGGACGGACUAGAUCGUGGUCUCCCAGUGUCCCUCCUCCACAAAGUCGGAAUGUGGAUCAGGGACCACGAGGGAUUCGAUCUACUCCUGCUCAUUACAAUACCCUGAACCGAAUGGAUAGACACCGUGUUAUAGAUGACCACUACUCCUCGGACAGAGAGAGUCAUUAUGUUACUUUACCUCGUUCCCGGUACACCCAGUCCACAGAACACCAUUACAGAGAUGCCAGGAAUUGUGAAGCAGCAGAUAGACAGCCAUAUCAAAGAUCCAGAUCAACAGAGCAACGUCCUAUGCUAGAGCGGACCAACUCCCGCUCCCGAUCCACAGAGCGUCCUGACUCAAACCUCAUCAGGUCGAUGCCUUCAUUAAUGACUGGAAGAUCUGCCCCUCCUUCACCUGCCUUACCGAGGUCACAUCCUCGAACUGGGUCUGUUCAGACAAGUCCAUCAAGUACUCCAGUAGUAGGGCGAAGGGGCAGGCAGUUACCACAGCUCCCACCAAAGGGGACACUGGAGAGAAUGAUCACAGAAGAAGUGGAAUCACCAAGGAGAAGAAACUCAGGUGCAAUGGAUGUAGAAGAGAGGAAUCGCCAAAUGAAAAUGAGCAAGUACAAACAGGUAGCAGGAUCAGAUUCCAGGCUGGAACAAGAUUAUCAUUCUAAG